Paramecium tetraurelia is the source of this 1656-nucleotide messenger RNA. RefSeq lists its product as uncharacterized. The record is from RefSeq and is a predicted model, not a curated record. The transcript has 2 exons. NCBI's taxonomy places the organism in Eukaryota, Ciliophora, Oligohymenophorea, Peniculida, Parameciidae.
AUGCUAUUAUAUUUUUUACAAAAAGAGCCAGAUGAAAGAUGUCAUAAAGAUCAUUUAGCCAUUGAAGAUCAAUUGAUUUGCUUAUAAUAUUUUGAUCUCUUACUUAAUUAAACAAAAACUAAACUCUAUAAGGCUUUGCUUCAUGUGAUGGCACAAAAUGCGGUGCUGACAAAUUAUGAAUCGGGUACAAUCAUUUGGAAAUUUAAUGAUAAAUAGGAUAAAAUUAUGAUCUUAUACUCAGGCUAAAUAUAGGAGUAUAGAGAAAUCUCAGAGGAUGAAUUAGAAGAAAAAAGAAAAAGCCUAAUGAGAUUAUACAAAUCAGAUAUUUUUAUAGAUAGACCAGGUCGAAAGGUUACUGCUACAUACUAACAAAAUGGUUCAUUAAGUUUUACAAUUAAUGAUCAGCCCAGACUACGUAGAGCUUAAGUUUGUGAAAUACCCUAAAAGAUUGAAUUGAAAAGAACAAGCAGUAUACGGCACAACCGCUUUCCUCAAUUACCGCAAUAGUACUUGCAAGCAUUAAAUACAGAAUUACAUUAACUUUUAAAAGGCAUAAUCUUACACAAUGAAUCCUACUUUUAAUAUUUAUUAAAUCAAUGCGUUUGUAAUACAAAACAAACUCAUUCAUUUCAAGAAGGGGAAUUAUUAAAUAAUGAUCCUCUGUUGAAAAAACACAACACUAUGCUUCUUGCACUAACUGAUUGUGUAAUCAUUUAGAUGAAUUUAAGUGAUUAUUAAAAUGUAGAGAACUAAAUCAAAAUUUAAAAAUAAUCAAAAAUUUAUCGACAAUUAGAAGCAGGUUUUGUUAGCGAAAUUGCUAAAUCAGAAACUGAAAUGCAUUAACUAAUUAAAACCUUAAUGGGUAAAUUUAUAAAAUUUAAAUAUAAUAUUAAUAGUACUAUUUAUUAGAAAGGACAAUCUUUGACAUAUAUUUAUGUUAUUGUUUCAGGGGAAUGCCAAAUUAAUGAUGAUAAUAAUGCUUUGGCUCGGGUGAAUUAAGGAUGUUUAUUGGGAGAAGAGUCAUUUGAUAAUGCUUAAUAUUAAUACAAAUGCGUUACAACAACUAAAUGUAAAUUAUAUGGAGUCAAAAUUAUUGACAUAAACAUAUUAUGUCAACGCUACAAUUGGUUUAAAAAUCAAUUACUAAAAAAAAAGUAGAUCAAAUCGAAUUGGUUAAAUAGUAGAUGUAUAGACUAAUAGAAUAGAAAACGAAUAGAUUCAACCACCCUGAAAUCACAAUUUCAUAUAUAAAUUAAUAAGAUUCCAACUACUUCACAAUAAUAUAAUAAAACUCACAGGUCUACAUAAUCGUAGAACAUAUUUGACAAAAACUAAUAUUAAGAGAUAAUGUCUUAUCGUGGCUAAUAUAGAAAUUCUAGCAGGCAGAAAAUAAAGAUGAAACUACCAAAACAACAUUAAUCUUAACCUAGUUUUUCCAAAGAUUUUAGUAAUGAUUUUGAUAUCGUACCUAUGCUAAUGAAUUUAGACAAGUAGCAAAGUAAUAAUCUUAAAGAAUUACUAAAAAAAGGCAAAAUUAAACCUUAUCAAUAAUUUCAAAAUUAAAAUCAAAAACCCUCUACUGCAUAAUUAUUAUCCAUUCCUUGUAAGGAGUCCACUUUAAAAAUUAUGAAACGUAUCCAAUAAUAUUUAGGCUGA